Messenger RNA from Poecilia latipinna (sailfin molly), 1307 nucleotides. RefSeq names its product cannabinoid receptor interacting protein 1b (gene cnrip1b). The record is from RefSeq and is a predicted model, not a curated record. Gene Ontology annotation, biological process: negative regulation of signaling receptor activity. Gene Ontology annotation, cellular component: plasma membrane. NCBI's taxonomy places the organism in Eukaryota, Metazoa, Chordata, Actinopteri, Cyprinodontiformes, Poeciliidae. Gene Ontology annotation, molecular function: type 1 cannabinoid receptor binding. The transcript has 3 exons. The coding region runs from base 249 to 737 and encodes 162 amino acids.
UAUUAUAGAAGGAGAGCAUUGGUUGGGGUUGGGAUUAGGCUCGUGCUGUGGGUUGGAGUGGAUUACGCGGCGUCGCGCGCGCAGAGAGGGAGAGAGGCGGAAAUGUGCCGCCGCGCUUUAUCGCCCGACGAGCUUCUCGGUCCGCUCCUCCGCCAACUGAUCGCGACACUUGAGGCGCACCCUGACUCUUUCCGCCUGCGCUAAAAUCACAGCCCGCAUCAAGGUGUCCUCUCCGGCUGCAUGGAAACAUGGCCGACGUUCCCCAGAUCGUCAAAAUCGGGAUUUCCCUGAAGAUGCUUCCGAACAACAGCGCGGUGUUCUUCAAGUCGGACGGAGCUCGGUUCGGACAGACGCGGACCAUCAAGCUGCUCACCGGCUCCAAGUACAAGAUCGAAGUGGUGGUGAAGCCGGGAGCGGUCCAGGCCACCUCCAUGAGUGUGGGUGGAGUGACCUUUCCCUUGGAGCAACAAUCCAAAGACCCCCAGUCUGUGGUUUACACCGGUCAGUAUGAUACUGAGGGGGUGGCACACACAAAGAGUGGCGAAAGGCAGCCAGUUCAAAUCAAUAUACAGUUCACAGAGGCGGGAUCUUUUGAAACCGUGUGGCAGGUGAAAUUCUACAACUACAACAAGAGGGACCACUGCCAGUGGGGCAACAGCUUUAACAGCAUUGAGUACGAAUGCAAACCCAACGACACGCGCACGCUCAUGUGGAUCAACAAAGAGAUGUUCGUCUGACGGCCAGAGGCGGCGUAAAAGACGUGGGUGUGUGCGUUAACGAGUCCUCCCUCCUUCAACCUUCUGUCAGUGUCAGAAAAUGUGAAGCUCUUUGCAACCAAAACAGACCCAUACUCUUGCUAUUUUAUGUAAAAGACUACAUAAACUUCACUGGAAAGUUGUUUUUUUUUUCAUUUACACUCUGGUAUUCUGUCCCUCAAAUGUGGAAAAAAUACAUUUUUGUGUAACAGUACUGUGUAGUUGUGUAAGAUUACCUGGGUUUACGAUGAGUGUGAUGAGUCUGUGUUUUACAGAUGGUGCUACCGAUGUGGUUAUGUGGAUAUGUAUGUAUUUUUAAGCUACAUGCAGUACUGAGAAAAGUCUUGAGCUGUCUCUUAUUUCUUGAGAUUUAUUUAAUUUGUUUAAGUUACUUAGCGCUGAGUAAUGAUAUUUGGUCACAAAGUCUCCAUUGAUUCAGUGUUGUUCAUACAACAGGAAACUUAAAGAACCAUUCAUAAGCUUAGUUCAAUCUAAGAUACCAAAGACAACACAGUUAGUCACAUACAGGAGAAAUAAUCUAGUAUUUAAGCA